ACCAGUUAUUUCAAGAAAGGGAAGGGUUUUGUAUCCCCUUUAGGAGAUGACAGCAUUUGCUUAGUGUCAGGAAUAGCAUGUGUCUGGUAAAUGGGCUUCAGGAAAAGUGAACACACAAUGUUCACUUGGAAGUAUUGUUUCCUGAAUGUGACACAUGAUGCUCUGUCCCCAUGGCCAGUUUCCAGUGUGUCACAUCCUUCUGAAAGCCAAGUUGUGAGUGUGGAUCAGGAAAUGACAAAUUCCCGGUAUGAUGUAAAGCAAUCCCGCUGGGGCAAUAGGACUGGGGUGGGGGGGAGUAUAAAUCGGGCUUGUCCAGAAACAGCCUGAGAUUUGCUAUUGGGAACGUUGAUCUGAAAUGAAGGUAAUGGAAGGCAAUCUUUCCCCCUACACUCUUGAUCCUACAGAUCGCUUCCAUUAUACACUGUUGGACCAGAGAAGCAGGCUCUGUGAGCACAUAAAGAGCCUUCGUGAGAUCUCCUGCAGAAUCAACAAACUGCACAGGUGCUCUCUGAUAGCCAACCUCACAGGGUGUUCUUUAAGUGCGGUGGGAGCCAUUGCAGCCAUUGUGGGACUGUCCUUGAGCCCUGCUACACUAGGAGCAUCUCUUUUGGCCUCUGGUGUGGGUUUAGGAGUGGCUGCCACAGGUGGAGCAGUCACUGUGACUUCUGAUCUCUUAGUGCUAUCCAAUUCCCGAGAGGUGAAAAAGGCGAAGGAGAUUGCAGCAUCCUGCCACUGCCAGAUGAGAGAAAUAAUGAACUGCCUGGAAUUCCUACAUCGUAGUCAGGGCCCAACGGACCCUACCUUAUGGCAGGCUGAGAGCAAUGCUUCAGUCUCACUGUACAACUCUGUCUGCUUCCUGGUCUUUUGUGGUUCGCAGGGCUUCCUGGUCCCAGAAUACACAGAAGAGGUGACAAAAGUGAGCCACGCUGUUCUCAAGGCAAAAGUUCAGAAGCUGGCAGAAAACCUGGAAGUCUGCGCAAGACUCAUGGAUGAAGUCUGCAAACUUUUAGAGAAUAGGAAAGAAUUCUCCUUAAAGAGAAAAACACCAGCACUCUGGGAUGUCAGGGGUCAGCAUUACCUUUAAGUAGUAAAUGCUUCUAUGGAGAAAAGCUUGGAAAACAGUGACUAGUGCUAAAAGAAA
Molecule: messenger RNA, 1141 nt
Organism: Heteronotia binoei (common prickly gecko)
Lineage: Eukaryota; Metazoa; Chordata; Lepidosauria; Squamata; Gekkonidae
Gene: APOLD1
Product: apolipoprotein L domain containing 1
Exons: 2
Coding region: 356-1084 (242 amino acids)
Biological process (GO): lipoprotein metabolic process; lipid transport
Cellular component (GO): membrane; extracellular region
Molecular function (GO): lipid binding
Source: RefSeq, a predicted model, not a curated record